GAAUUGGCUUCAGAUUCUCCUUUGUGGAACCACCAAGGAUCAUCUAACGCAACCAUGAUGGGCAAGGUCAUCUUCUACGAGGACAGGAACUUCCAGGGUCGCUCUUAUGAGUGUAUGGGAGACUGUGGUGACUUCUCCUCCUACAUGAACCGUUGUCACUCUUGCAGAGUGGAGAGUGGCUGCUGGAUGAUGUACGAUCAGCCCAACUACAUGGGAAGUGGAUAUUUCUUCAGGAGAGGAGAGUAUGCUGAUUACAUGUCUAUGUUUGGAAUGAACAACUGCAUCAGGUCCUGCCGUAUGAUCCCUAUGUACAGAGGAUCCUACAGAAUGAGGAUCUACGAGAGGGACAACUUCAUGGGUCAGAUGUACGAGAUGAUGGAUGACUGUGACAGCAUCCAGGACCGUUACCGCAUGUCUCACUGCCAGUCUUGCCAUGUGAUGGACGGCCACUGGCUCUUUUAUGACCAGCCCCACUACAGAGGCAGGAUGUGGCACUUUGGGCCUGGACAGUACAGGAACUUCAGCAACUAUGGUGGCAUGAGGUUCAUGAGUAUGAGGCGUAUCAUGGACUCCUGGUACUAGUGUCCCUAGUGUACUAGUAAUGUCUUAAUAAAAUAAAUUGUCACCAA
Molecule: messenger RNA, 629 nt
Organism: Danio rerio (zebrafish)
Lineage: Eukaryota; Metazoa; Chordata; Actinopteri; Cypriniformes; Danionidae
Gene: crygm2d1
Product: crystallin, gamma M2d1
Source: RefSeq, marked provisional